Messenger RNA from Morus notabilis, 1284 nucleotides. RefSeq names its product zinc finger BED domain-containing protein RICESLEEPER 2-like. The record is from RefSeq and is a predicted model, not a curated record. Gene Ontology annotation, molecular function: DNA binding; protein dimerization activity. The transcript has 2 exons. Lineage: Eukaryota; Viridiplantae; Streptophyta; Magnoliopsida; Rosales; Moraceae. The coding region runs from base 1 to 1284 and encodes 427 amino acids.
AUGCCACCCUCACAUAGUGACGUUGCUUUGUAUGAAAAACUUUAUGCCUUUUUGAGUGACUGGGGAAUUGAGAAAAAGGUGUUUAGUGUGACAUUGGCUAAUGCUUCUACGAAUGAUGUUUCUAUUGACAUGUUAAGAGAGCAACUAGUUGUGAAAGGGGUUCUUGUACACAAUGGCGAUCUAUUUCACAUGCGAUGUUGUGCAUACAUACUAAAUUUAGUUGUGCAAGAGGGUUUGAAGCAGAUUGAUGAUUCAAUUGUUAAGAUUCAUGAUAGUGUCAACUAUGUCAAGGGAUCCCAAGUGAGGAAGCAAAAGUUCUUCGAUUGUGUGAAGUUAGUUGCAAUUGGUGAUAAGAAAUGGUUGUGUCAAGAUGUACCAACUAGGUGGAACUCGACAUAUCUUAUGCUUGAAAGUGCUCUUUACUAUCGCCGUAUAUUUCAACAUUUAGAGUUCAGUGAUUCAAAUUACAAGCAUUGUCCUUCUAGUGCCGAGUGGGACAAAGUUGAAAAGAUUAAAACUUUUUUGAAGUUGUUCUAUGAUGCAACCCUUAAAUUUUCUGGAACAAAGUAUCACACUGCCAACUUGUACUUCCCUUCCAUUUGGCAUUGUUGCUUCAUGUUGAAACAAUAUUCAGAAGGUGAUGAUGAGUACUUAAAGUAUAUGGCAAUAGCAAUGUGGGGCAAGUUUCAAAAGUAUUGGUCUCAAUUCCAUCUUACCUUGGCUAUAGCAUGUGUUCUAGAUCCUCAUUUUAAGCUUGGGCUUGUUGAGUUCAGUUACAAAAAGCUUUAUGGAGAUGAUUGUCUUGAAUGCAUAUCAAUGAGGAGUAAGUUGUACUCUAUUUUUGAAGAGUACAACAAAAAAAAGAAGGAUUCAACUAGCCAAAAGACAAAUGCUUUUGAAUCUUUUAUGAUGGAAAAAGAAGGAAAUGAUGAUGUGGAUGUUAUAUUCAAGGAAUUUGAUGAGAUGUCUUCAGUUGGGUCUACUACCGCAUCACAUAAAUCAGAGCUUGACCUUUAUUUGGAUGAGCCAAGACUGGCUAGGACCGCAGAGCUUGAUAUCCUUUCCUUUUGGAAAUCAAACCAAUUUCGAUAUCUAGCACUAGCUUAUAUGGCUUCUGAUAUAUUGGCUAUCCCUGUUUCUAUAGUUGCUUCUGAAGCUACAUUUAGUGUUGGUGGUAGAGUUCUUGAUUCAUUUCGUAGCUCACUUAAACCGAAGACAGUUGAAGCACUUGUUUGUACCAGAGAUUGGUUAUAUGGAGACAAAUGUAGUUUCAAACUUACUUAA